GCCGCGUCUCCUAGUAGCGCCCAGCACACGGAGCGCGCGCAGAGCGACUGGAACUCUCUCCCUGUUGUUUCUGUCUGUGGGCGCGCGUGGAACGUUGGACUUUUUGAACAUUUUGAAAAGUAAAGCGGACUUUUAACGGACUUUUUUUAACGGAUUUUUUAAAAAACGUUUGUUUUGUUUGUUUGUUCGGCUUGGCUGCUACGUCACUGGUGGGAUUCCUCUCCUCAAGGCACGCGCUUAAAAAACCUACAGCCUACAGCUCAGUUCUGAGGUUUCUGACGGAUUUAUAUUGUUUGUUAGUUUCUACACGUUUUUAACGUGCUAAUAUUAGCGGCGUUUGCCUGUUAUUUGUUUGUUUUUGGCGUCACUGAUGGGACCCUGUCAGGUGCGCGCGGUUUGGUUUACGAAACUUACUGCGCUUGCUUAAAAUUAAAAGUUGAAGUUUUCGCUGGGACAGCAGUUUCUCACGCUCUUUUUGUUUUGUGUUCUUGUUUAAACGCUGUGUGGUCUGUUUAUCAGCGCAAGUGGUCGUUUCGCUGGGUUUUUUCGUGCUUCAGGCGGCCGUUAAAAGUCUCGUGAGCUGCGCAGAGUCUGCGGUGGACUCCGCGUCACCGGCCCCUGCGCACGUGGCGGCCGGGGUCCAGGUUGCAUAGCAACGCGGCGGACCCCUUACCUGGACUCUGUGUUUAUUUUUAUCAUUGUUUAAUUUUGGAUCGUUCUGCACGAGCUCCUCUGGAACAUCGCUCGCUGGACUGCACGCGCACACGGACGCGCGCACACCCACAUCCACAGGGCACGGAGGGGAUGGUGCGGCGGUGUGUGUGAGGGGGAGAUGGGAGCGGCGGGGCGGCGCGUGCUGCACUGCUGUUGCUGCGCGCUCGCACUCAUCUGCAGCCUCGCGCUGCUGGAGGCCAAAAUACUGGAGCCGGUGGAGUGGAGCACUCACAACAGCAGGUUUGUUUCUGGAAAAGGGCUGGUGAUUUACCCAGAGAUUGGAGAUAAGCUGGAUAUUAUGUGUCCGCGAGGUUCUGCGGGUCGGCCUUACGAGUUCUAUAAACUGUACCUGGUGAAGAAGGAGCAGGCCGAGUCCUGUAGCACAGUUCUAGACCCCAAUGUGUUGGUCACCUGCAACAAACCUGAGAAGGACAUCAAAUUCACCAUCAAAUUCCAGGAGUUCAGCCCCAACUACAUGGGCCUGGAGUUCAAACGCAAUGUCAACUAUUUCAUCACCUCCACCUCUAAUGGAACACUGGAGGGUCUGGAGAACAGAGAGGGAGGCGUGUGCAACACCAGAUCCAUGAAGAUCGUCAUGAAAGUGGGCCAGGACCCAAACUCUGCAGAUCCAGCGCUGACGGAAGCUCCGGAUAGAGAUGAGGACAAUGAAAUUAAAAACCCGACGACCAGCCCGGCCAGGAAGAGAGACGGACCUAGCAAAGACACGAGGAACGGUUCUGGUUCUGGUUCCGGUUCUGGAUCAGGUUCUGGUUCUGGAUCAGGUUCUGGUUCUGGAUCAGGUUCUGCGGAUGGGUUCUUUGGUUCUAAGCCAGCAGUGUUCGCCUCCAUCAGCGCCGGCUGCCUCGUCUUCAUCCUCAUCAUCAUCAUCCUCAUCGUCCUGCUGCUUAAGCUCCGCAAGAGGACCCGCAAGCACUCGCAGCCAAGAGGCGGGGCCGCACUGUCACUCAGCACACUGGCCCCGCCCAAAGGCCCCAGCCAUGGCGGCGCGGAGCCUAGUGACAUCAUCAUCCCGCUGCGCACAAGCGAGAACAACUACUGCCCGCACUACGAGAAGGUCAGCGGAGAUUACGGACAUCCGGUUUACAUCGUCCAGGAGAUGCCCCCACAGAGCCCCGCCAACAUCUACUACAAAGUCUGAGAGAGGGAUCGAGAGUGAGAGAGAUAAAAAUAAAUAAGUGCAUCUUCCACUAACUUCUCCAAAUAGAACAAUAGAGGAAGUGCUAGAGCUUCUGUCUCUUGUGUUUCUGGACUGUUUGGAGAUUUGGGGAUAAGGGGAUGGAGGAAUGGAUGGAAAAAGGCGAGUAAAAGACUGCACGGAUUACAAAGACAGAGAUGAAGAUCGCCCUCAAAAAAAGACUAUAUACUAUAAUAAAAUGGACCUUUUUCCAUUUUCUUCCUGUUUGGAGACAAAAGGAAGAAAUGAUGGAAAGUCGAGUGAAAGACUACAGGUAUUGAGGAAGAGAAAAUAAGGUGAAAACGUCUUCCGAUAAGACGGCAGGAACUACGUUUUGUAUCUCUCUUUUAGCGCUUUUAUCUCUCGCACUUUGAUGCCAUGUGCAGGUUCCGAGAUGAAUCGAUGGAAGCAAAAAAGAGGAAAUGAGAAGGAUGAGUGAUGGACUGUGUGGAUAGAAAUGUUCGUCUUGCACUUCUGGCUGUGUGUGUAUCUCUCUCAGUCUCUGCAGACUCAGGCCGGGGACUUUUAUUAUGGAAAAUUCCUCCAAUCACGGACAGACUCUGGCUUUUUUAAAAUUUGUUUCAGUGUUUUUUGUUUGGGUUUUAAAUCACUUUCACCACUUCUUUUCACUCGUUCACUCAUUCACAGCGACUUUUCUUUGCGCUGAACCUCUGGUUAGUGUUUCAAAUCCUCACACACUCACACUCAGACACACUACGACACACAAUUCCGUCAGUGUGAAAGUUAAUGAAAGUAUAACACGUCGUUAUUUGAGUGAUGAUUGAACCCUGAGAAAGGCAAAUAUACGCACCACUCAUGUUACCGUGUGCGCGUGUGCGUGCGCGUGUGUGUGAGAGGAUCUAAAGGCAGGAUAGCUGAGGAACCUGUCACCCAGACACACACUCUGAAACUGGGUGUUUUCUAUUUUAUUAAGAAAUAAUAAUAAAUCGGAUCAAAUUUGUCAUGAAAAUAAAGCAGAUGGAAGUGAUUCAGAUCCCAUCAGUGGGAUAAAAGCACAGAGGGAGAAAAGGAGGAGAGAAAAAGACAUAUGCUCUAUCCAUCACCGUAAAAAACGGAGGAGUGUCAGGAGAGAAGAGGAUGGAAAGAUUUUAAACACACACACAGUAAAACGCUCGCUGUUUCCCGAGAGCUCUGUUUGGCUGUGAGAAAAAAGCGAGGAAAGCAAAUUCAGUAUUAUUAGAACACUUUAACCAGAGUGAUGAGCAUUUAACACACACACACAUUUUCACUCACACACACACACCUACUCUCACACACUUACAUACCUGAGGCUCAGGAGAGUAUUUUUCUCUUUCAGGAAAAACAUAAAUAAAUGAGUAAAGUCUCACCGCUCACUUUCUUCUUUCUCUACAGACUCCACUAACUCUCUCUCUCUAGUUUUUUUCUUGUCUUUCACUCCUGUCGUUUUCAUUUUUUCUCAUUUAUUUUUUACUUGCUGGGUAUAUCUCCCUAUCUCUCUUUCGUAUAUCUCCCUUAUGAUUCUUCUUUGUCUUUCAUCUUCUUUGUCUUGUCUCUCUCUCUCCCUCUACUCAUGGUUUUCUAUUUAUUUUUUUUAUCUUUUUAUGCCCCUCUGUCUUACUCUGCAUUCUUGCCUUCUUCUUAUUUUUUCUCCAUCUCUGACUUAUUUCUUUCUUCCUUUACUUUCUCAUUACCCCUUUUUGCUUCUCCUUUUCUCUUUUUCUUCUUUUUUAUUAUUCUCUUUACUCUCUUUUCUUUUUCCCUUUAUUUCUCUCCUUCUGCUUUUCUUCUUUCUCUCUCCUCCCUCAGCUCCGAUCUGUUUGUGUAUUUAAGUUAUUAAAGGCCUUCCGCUGAAAGAUGAGUUAGUGGAAGAUUUCAACACACACACAUACACACACACACACAACUUCAGCAGUGUUGCCGUUCUGCUGGAUAAAUUUCAUCAUUUUAACUUUUAUUUUAUUUAAAUGUGCUUCAUUUACAACUACUUUCAUUCACUCAUAUUUUAUUUUUCUGUCAGUUCAUUAAAGUGAAUAUUAAAUAUUCAGUAUAAAUCAUCUGUCAGACACUUUCAUGGACGAUAUUUUGUAAAAUGUUUCAUGUAGUUAAACCUUAACAACAUUAAAGCCACUGGUCAUCUCUGUUUAGCGAAAAAAAGUAAAAAAAAAAAAACAACUCUGUGCCACUGUGUUUGUACAUAUUUCAUAUUUCACUAGUUUAUUCCACUAACACACUAUUUCAUAUACAUUUUUAAAAACAUGGUUAUUAACAAUUUAAAAACAGACACGUCCGGUAAGUUCAGUAGCGAUGUAUUUUCAGAAAAUUUGGUUUUAAAAACAAACUUUUUUUUUUUUUCUGUUGGUAUGAGAAAUAAACAACAACACAAAACUAAAAACAUCAUUUUCUACAGUAAUACACAAUAAUAACGAAGCUGGUAAACAAACACACACUCAUAAACUUGGUGCAAAACCAAGAAAAAUGUUUGCGUUUCUCAUUCAGUCUGAUUUGUUUGUUUGUUUAUUUCCUCAUUUCAUGUUCUGAAGUCUUGCUGUUUGUUACAGUCUGAGAAAUAAUGUAAAUAAUGUAUUCUGUUAAGAAGAAAAAUUAAAGUUACAUUUUAUUAGAGCUCUGUUUAUGAGAAAUAUGAAAUAAUUAGGAUUUUUUAAAAGCUUUUGUAAAUAGAGGACUUUUCUGGGGAAGAAUUUUUGUAUCUGUAACUCAGUUUCUCCCGUUCUCUCUCUCUCUCUCUUUGUUUAUGUUGUCAAAGUGCCAGCAAAGAAAUCACCCUCACUCUCACACACUCACACUGUUACUGUAUUUACAUUCUAGUUCUUUGUUUGCGUCCAAAUGCAUUUGUAGAGUUUUUCCUUUUUAGGUGCAAAAGACAACAAAACACAAACCGCACAUCUGUCAAAAGUUUGGGGACACUUAGCUUUUCUAAAUGUUUGCAAGUGAGUUAUCUCUGGACCAAAAGAGUUUUAAAUGUGAUUUAAUUAGAAAAAUGAAAAACAAAACUGAUUAAAUCAUUGUUUGCUUUUCAUAACGAUACAGAGCUGGUUAACAAAGAUUAGUGUAAGUUCAAAAUUAAUUCAGGAAGCUACAUAUUAUGUACUUUCAAAUAUAAAAUUCUGAAGUAAGAAAAAGGAAAGAAAAAAUAAGAAAAACACUGAUCAGAGAAGCUUUAAAAGACAUUAAAAAAGGCAUGAUUAAAUUAAACCAUUGUCUUAAUUAAUUAAAAAUGAAACUCAUUGCCUACAAAUGUAAAAAAAAAAAAGAAUCUGAAAAAAAAAUUUAAAUAAAAAAAUGUGUUAAAUUAUUUUAAAAAGCAGUGUGUUUUCAAACUUUUGAUGCACAUUGUAUGUUCUGGGAACACACACACACUGGCAGUACAUCUAAAGCCAGCAGCCCAAAAGCUGCUGAAUCUAAUUACACUCAUAAAGCUCUAACUGCUUAAUGAGCUUAACUACUAAACCCAACACACAGGUAUGCUGAGACUGCUUCUUUCUCUCUCUCUCUCUCUCUCUCUCUCUCUCUCUUUCUCACACACACACACAUCUUCAGGCUGUGUGGCGGGUUCUUGCUUGCAGUCAAACCUCAGAAUUACCACAGUGUUUUCUAAAAAAAAGAAUCAGAAUAAAAGCUCAGUACAGAGAUCAAGGUCCACUAGAACCACUCUCAGUGCUCCACACUGCUUCAGAGCUGCUGUUCUGCUGUUGAACACAGCUCCUUACAGCGUCUUAUUAUUUAUAAGCAUUUUUAUUAAUAUAAGAGACUAGUUGUUACGGCGAUAGUCCGAAUAUAAUUAAGUAUUUUGACAGUGACUAUGACCCAACAUUUAAUUACGGUUUACAAUAUUAUCACCAUAAAAGAAUAACAAAAAGACAAAAGUGAACAAUAUAUAUAUAUAUAUAUAUAUAUGGUCACAUUACUUUAGUAAAAUUAAGUAAAAUUAAAAGUCAUCCUUUGGUACAUUCUUAUACGUUAGAGGGCUCCCGAGUGGCCCAUCUGUCUAAGCGCAGACUCAGUCACUGAAAGGUCACUAGCUAUCCGCUCAACAACAACAGAAACUUACAGAACCUGUCUGUUCAACUUCACCACAGCAGCUAGCAGUGUGUGAGUGGAGUCUGAAGAGGGUAAAUAAAGUCACAUUACUCUGAAAAAACACUUUUAUGCAACAGUAAAACUAACACACACACACACAUCACUCUCUUGCUCUUGCUGCUGGUCUACUUAUUUUUACACACUAAACUUGUUUAGCAUUGUUAUGAUUAUUAUUAUUAUUAUUAUUAUUAUUAUUAUUAUUAUUCUGUUUCUGAUUUUCAGUAUUAUUGUUUAUGAUUUAUUGAUCUGUUCAUGUUUUACUUAAGCGAUGAUGAUGAUGAUAGCGAUGAUGAUGAUGAUGGUGACAAUGAUGGUUAUGAUGGACAGAACUCAACUCUGCAUUCGUUCCUCUGUUCCUCCACUUUUCCUCUCGCCAUGAUGCCAUGAUCCCUCCAUCUCCGCCCCUCUUUGGAAUCCACCCCUCAAUGCAAACUGACCAAUAAAAUUUUUCCUAUGGA
Astyanax mexicanus (Mexican tetra) is the source of this 6447-nucleotide messenger RNA. It is a transcript of the gene efnb1, whose product is annotated as ephrin-B1. NCBI's taxonomy places the organism in Eukaryota, Metazoa, Chordata, Actinopteri, Characiformes, Acestrorhamphidae. The transcript is spliced from 5 exons. Gene Ontology annotation, cellular component: plasma membrane. The record is from RefSeq and is a predicted model, not a curated record. The coding region runs from base 833 to 1873 and encodes 346 amino acids. Gene Ontology annotation, biological process: ephrin receptor signaling pathway; axon guidance. Gene Ontology annotation, molecular function: ephrin receptor binding.